Messenger RNA from Penicillium pulvis, 1005 nucleotides. RefSeq lists its product as uncharacterized. The transcript has 2 exons. The record is from RefSeq and is a predicted model, not a curated record. Bases 1 to 1005 code for a protein of 334 amino acids. Lineage: Eukaryota; Fungi; Ascomycota; Eurotiomycetes; Eurotiales; Aspergillaceae.
AUGAAAGGAUUCAUCACCUUGGCAACAUUUGUUGCCAAUGCUCAUGCCCUUCUUGGCCGCAGUCAGACCUGCUGCUUCCAUCUCACUGCCUCUGGUGGUGCCUCCGGUGAUGUCGGCCAGUUGAGCGACGGACAAAACCGUAUCGGUGAUAGCAGCCUGUCUCCUGCCGAGUUCUGUAUCAGUUCCGAUGGUUCCAUUACCGAUGGCAGUGGCCGUGGCUGUAUCUUAACUCCGCCUACGACUCAGCUUCAGUGUGAUACUGGUGCCACUCCCACCUCAGGAUUUUCUAUCAGUUCAUCUGGCCUGUUGGAGUUUAACGGAAACACUCAGUUUUUCUCCUGUGAGACUGGCCAGAAUGGCGGCAUGAAUAUCUAUACCAUGGAAAGUUCUGCUCUCAGUCACUGUUCGGUCAUCGAGUUGAAGGCCGACUCGUGUUCCGGCUCGAACUCUGGUUCAGGGACCUCGACGGCCUCAGCGACCUCAGCGACCUCCACGGCGUCAGGGACGUCAACUACCUCAGGGACCUCGUCAGCUAGUACAACUUGCAGCACCACCCUGUCAUCAGGCAACUUUGAGUUCCCUCACUUGAUCGUCCCGAUUGACUCUCAGUCUCCCAACAAAGCCUCCGGUACCUCAUUCAACGGCGAAGUGACCUCGAGCAUUUCAAGUAUCUUCAACUUCGAUAUCCCACAAUCUGACUCUGGUAAGACCUGUAGCCUGGUCUUCCUGUUCCCCAACAAGGCCGACCUCGAGACCUCAGACUUUACCUUCAGUGGUGACGGCAAAAUUGACAUCGCUCAACUCUCCGAGACUGCUACUAAGUCCACUACUUUCAAUAACGCUCCUUCUGUCUCCAAUGACUUGGGUGAAUUCACCGUCUCACCUGGCCACUCAUAUGCCAUCGAGAGUUUCUCGUGCCCCGCCGGCAAAGCUAUUGCUUUUGAGAUAUCGAAUGCUGGCAGUACUGAUCUGACAUUCUUCCAAGAUUUCAACCCUUCUCCGUAA